UGGCGGAGUACAUGGCUCGGAGGCCGGCGGUGGGGGGUUCCUUCUUGGUACAUGCGGAUGGUUCUUCCCUGUCCCGGUUUCAGUUUACAAAGGUUUUUCGGGCCGGGCUAGGUAAGUUGGGGCUUCCGGCCGGACGUUUUGGUACUCACUCCUUUCGCAUUGGGGCGGCCACGGAGGCCGCACGGUUGGGAUUAGGAGAUGAGGUCGUGAAGCGCAUAGGGAGAUGGGAGUCGGUGCGGUUCCGCUCAUAUGUGCGGUUGGGCUUAUUGGAAUAAUAAAAAAAAUAAAAAAAAGGUACAUGUCUGGGUAGGUAUAUGUUUAUAUAUAUGUAUAUGUAUAGAUAUGGUGCGGGGGCGGACAUGGACGGAGGAGUCCUCUUUUGCCUUUCCCUCAUGCUUGUUUUCUUCUUCUCCCCAGGACGGGUUGCUUGGAUUGUGGGACAUUCUUUUGUCUUCUGGGCGGAGAGGAGGGCCGCAGCUCGAAUGCAGGGCCAGCAGCUGGGCUUUCCGAAGGACCAGUUGACAGUCCGAUGGUUUGGGUACAGGGGAUUUUGCUGGGGGGAGGUUUGUGGGGCAAUGUUUAGGAUGGUGGUGGGCGGGAGGACACCGGACAUGGUGGUCCUUCAUGCUGGGGGUAACGACUUGGGCCUCACGCCACAACGUCGGUUGGUAAAGUGGAUGAAGCAGGACAUCAACAAAUUGAGGGACCUGCUUCCGGGGGUUAUGUUAGUGUGGUCGGAGAUUGUCCCAAGGCGUCGAUGGCGGCACGCGCGGGAUCCGGUGGCGAUUGAUCACUGCAGGAAAAAGGUGAACAGCUUAAUGGCGAGCUUCGUUAGGAAGAUGGGAGGUGUGGUGGUACGGCACAGCGAGUUGGAGGAGGGGUUGCCGGGGUACUACCGCUCGGACGGGGUUCACCUUUCGGAGGUGGGUUGGGAUCUGCUCAACUUGGGUUGGCAGGUUGGUAUGCAGCGGGCGCUGUUUCUUCGGGGUGGCGGAGCUCAGACGGCUUAAGGGGUCAAGGUCUGAGCUUAUGGCGGGACGGGGAGCUGAAGGAGAGGAAAUAGGCUCCCCAGGAUGAACGUAAUGGAAGACAAACAAGUGGUGGUCAUUGGUGGUUGAUAGGUUUCGAGUCCUGUCGGUGGCUCAGAACCUGGUGGGGUAGGGGUAUCCGGGUAUACCCCUGCCGUGGUUAAUGGAUGGUUGGCACUUUACAUCGAUUGGAAUAAUGUUGAUGUAUGUUAUAUAUAUAUGUUUAUUUAUAUGGGGGUCAUUGCCCUUUAUAUGUUAAUGGAAGGAAUAGGAUGCGAGGGCGGAGUAUGGGGGGCAAUGACCCAUGUUUACUUGUUAAGUUAUUAUUAUGAUUAUUAUUGUUAUUAUUAUUGUUUGCUAAAUAAAGCUGUGGACAUAUUUCCCCAUAUCCUCUAGUAUGUGCGUUAUUGGGUUGGGUUAUGGGGUGGUUGUCCUGGAUUCCGACUGCCCAAAAUGGCGACUAUACACCUGUCAUGUAGCCCCAUGUAGCCAAGCGCAGCUAAGCGGAAAAAGGCCUUGACAGGGGUUAGGAGGCGGGCCUAGGAGGAAGUAAGCAAGGGAGUGGAGUUAUGGGUAAGUGGGUUUGGUUAUUUAAAUGGGCAGCCAUUUUAGUUAAUUCAUUUUAACUUCCUACCUGGUUAAGUUUGUCCCACCCACCCUCCCUGUUUUGUUAUGUGUGGUUUUGUCCCGUUUUUUCACAGCGGCGGGACGGGGAGCUGAAGGAGAGGAAAUAGGCUCCCCAGGAUGAACGUAAUGGAAGACAAACAAGUGGUGGUCAUUGGUGGUUGAUAGGUUUCGAGUCCUGUCGGUGGCUCAGAACCUGGUGGGGUAGGGGUAUCCGGGUAUACCCCUGCCGUGGUUAAUGGAUGGUUGGCACUUUACAUCGAUUGGAAUAAUGUUGAUGUAUGUUAUAUAUAUAUGUUUAUUUAUAUGGGGGUCAUUGCCCUUUAUAUGUUAAUGGAAGGAAUAGGAUGCGAGGGCGGAGUAUGGGGGGCAAUGACCCAUGUUUACUUGUUAAGUUAUUAUUAUGAUUAUUAUUGUUAUUAUUAUUGUUUGCUAAAUAAAGCUGUGGACAUAUUUCCCCAUAUCCUCUAGUAUGUGCGUUAUUGGGUUGGGUUAUGGGGUGGUUGUCCUGGAUUCCGACUGCCCAAAAUGGCGACUAUACACCUGUCAAGUUCUGCUACUUUCCCACCAUGUUUAUUUGCUGUCUCCCUCAAUACCCUUCCUAUUGUGUUAUAUGCACCACUUCCUUUAGACUGUAAGCUUGUUUGAGAGCAGGUAACAAAGAAAAAAAAAUGAAAUGACCCAUGUUCAUCUACCUAUUGUUCCUGUAAUGUUUUGUUAUUGUCUAAUUUGUUAAAUUUCCCUUUUAAUGUAAAGCGAUGUGGGAUAAGCUGGUACUAUAUAAAUACCAAUAAUAAUAAUAAUCAAACAAUAUCAUAUUAAAGGGACACUAUAGUCACCAACAACUACAGCUUAUUGAAUUUGUUCUG
Messenger RNA from Pelobates cultripes (western spadefoot toad), 2521 nucleotides. NCBI's taxonomy places the organism in Eukaryota, Metazoa, Chordata, Amphibia, Anura, Pelobatidae. The record is from the annotation of a GenBank genome assembly.